AUGGCUUCUCUCGAGCACAAAAUAAACAUGAAGCACGAUAAUGAAAAAGCUUUUACCCCAAACCCUCCUGUCGAGUCAGGAUUACGACCAGAGCCCUAUUACGAGAAGAGAUUGUCGCCUAUAGGGGCAAGAAUUCGCCGCGUGUUGUUAGCGGCCGUCGCAAAAGAGAAGGAUCUGUUAAUGUGGAUUCAGUCGAGGCGUCAUCCCUGGCUCGAUUUGUACUUUGUCUACUCGUCGAAUCUAGGAGCACACACAUUCUUUAUGGUGUGUUUGCCGCUUCUGUUUUGGUUUGGUUAUGCGCAAUUGGGUCGAGGACUUACCACGAUGUUGGCAGCCGGAGUAUUCUUUUCAGGAUUCCUAAAGGACAUCUUUUGUCUUCCCCGCCCACCGUCUCCUCCAAUUCGCCGAUUGACAAUGUCGAAUUCACAUCAAUUGGAAUAUGGCUUUCCGUCCACGCAUUCCGUAAAUGCGGUAUCGGUCACUGUCUACUUUAUUGCCUUUAUACUGCCCGUUGCUGACUUGGAAUACGAAACAAAAAUAAUCUCGAUUGCUGCAUUCUCGAUAUACUGCCUUAGCGUGGUUAUCGGAAGGGUCUAUUGCGGGAUGCAUAGUUUCACUGAUAUCACCGGUGGUAUUGUUAUGGGUGUGACAUUGUCGUGGCUCCAAUGGGCUUGGCAGCAAGAUCUCGAUGAUUUUGUCUUGGACGGUAGCUGGAUGGCUCCAAUGAUUAUGAGUUCAGUUAUUUUGUUUCUCAUUUACAUAUUUCCUGAACCAAUCGAUAAUUGCCCAUGCUUCGACGACGCAUUUGCCUUUGCUGGUGUUAUGAUGGGUUUAACAUCUGGGAGCUGGCGAUUUGCUAGAUCGAAGUUUAGCCACAUCGGGUAUGGUAGAGGAAACGUUCCAUAUGAGUAUGAGAUCGUCGGACCGGUUGUCACAAUCACCAGAAUUUUAAUUGGCAUUGCGAUAUUAUUUCUAUGGAGAUACGUAAUGAAGAAGUUAUGUUAUAUUACGUUACCACCUUUAUAUCGUGCUCUUAAUCUCCCAUGUUGUAAGAACAAUCUUUCGGCAAGUAAAUGCAAGACACACAUGGUCCCAUCUGUAUUUGAUCUUCCCCGAACAACCAAAGAGUUUGAUGUACAUUCAACGGCAGAUCCAUACGAAUAUUUAGAUGCCGAGAAGGAAAAGGAGCAGGGACUAAACCGUAGGCAGAAUAAGAGUGAAAGUAACGGUACAAUAGACGGGAAUAGCCAUGUAAAAUAUUUUGCAGAAAAAUUGGAAAAGGGUCUAUUCAAUAAUGUUACAACGAUUCGAUACGACGUUGAUGUUGUUACCAAGUUGAUAGUUUAUUCUGGUAUCGGAUACCUUGCUGUCGAUACAAUUCCAGUCUUGUUUGAAAGUACAGGACUAGGAGUGGGUAUUGCGACUGCACUAUAA
This is a messenger RNA of Paraglomus brasilianum, 1434 nucleotides long. Lineage: Eukaryota; Fungi; Glomeromycota; Glomeromycetes; Paraglomerales; Paraglomeraceae. The record is from the annotation of a GenBank genome assembly.